CUGCUCCUCUCCCUGCAUCACCACGACACCACCAAAAUGGCCGACACCCCCGUUACCCUCCGGACUCGCAAGUUCAUCCGCAACCCUCUGCUUGCCCGCAAGCAGAUGGUCGUUGACGUCCUGCACCCCAACCGCCCCAACGUCUCCAAGGAUGAGCUCCGCGAGAAGUUGGCCGACCUGUACAAGUCCAACAAGGACCAGGUCUCCGUCUUCGGUUUCCGCACCCAGUACGGUGGUGGCAAGUCCACCGGCUUCGCUCUGGUCUACGACUCCGCCGAGGCCCUGAAGAAGUUCGAGCCCGCCUACCGUCUGGUCCGCAUUGGUGCCGCCACCAAGGUCGAGAAGCCUUCUCGCCAGCAGCGCAAGCAACGCAAGAACCGCUCCAAGAAGUUCCGCGGUACCGCCAAGACCAAGGGCCCCAAGAAGAGCAAGGACUAAGCGUCUCGUUCCCCAUGAAUUAUGGUUGGAUGCAACGUUUAGUGGCCUGGUGGUCGCGGCCUGUUCUCGAUUCUUAUGCAUUUACAUGUAUUGGGAACAGGUUGUGGUGCAGUGUAUGAGAGAAAUGGAAGGGGGGAAUGGGAUUAUACCUGCUAGCAUGGAUGCUAUCCUUCCAAAAAUCAAAAAAUGAUACCACCAUGUUGGUUUAUUCUUCCUUGGUGUAUGUGAACGACUUGUCAUCCCCCACUGGCUGGGUAUCUUCUAUGGUAGCCAGCAAAUCUCAUGAUCGCACCCAAAAGGC
Molecule: messenger RNA, 739 nt
Organism: Penicillium brasilianum
Lineage: Eukaryota; Fungi; Ascomycota; Eurotiomycetes; Eurotiales; Aspergillaceae
Source: the annotation of a GenBank genome assembly